Molecule: messenger RNA, 1680 nt
Organism: Sphenostylis stenocarpa
Lineage: Eukaryota; Viridiplantae; Streptophyta; Magnoliopsida; Fabales; Fabaceae
Source: the annotation of a GenBank genome assembly
AUGAAUCCAGAAAGGUCCAAUGUUCCACUCUCGUAUAAAACCCUCGCAUGCUCACACAAUUUGCAUAUGCAAAUACGAGAAGAAAAAGAAAUAUAUACAUUUCUUCUCUUUAUGGCAGAUCCCACCCCUCUCCUCUGCCAACCCAACCUACCAUCAUAUCACACACAAGAACAACCACCGUCACCAACCAAGAAGCACCACCCAUCGCUGGGAUCCACGGUGGAACUCUGCAUAGGCGAGUUCAACUGGUCCCAGUUCCUCCAAUCCGUCCUCGUCUCCGUCGCCUGGCUCUUCGACGCCCAACAGACCUUCAUCACCGUCUUCACCGACGCCUUACCCUCGUGGCACUGCACUCGGGCCGAUAAUGCCUGCGCCGCCGCCGCCGCCGCACUCUGCGACCUCCCCCGGGAGUCCUGGGCGUGGGACGGACCCGCGCACGCGUCCACCGUGUCGGAGUGGGGUCUGGAGUGCGCGAACACGGUAAUCUCGGGGCUUCCCGCUUCGAGUUUCUUUGUCGGGUGCUUGGUGGGAGGAUUCGGGCUGGCCUCGCUGGCUGACUCCUCGCUCGGGCGCAAGAACAUGCUCUUCUUCUCCUGCCUCCUCAUGGGCAUCACUUCUCUUCUCGCCACUCUCUCGUCCAACAUUUGGAUUUACUCCGCGCUCAAGUUCCUCUGCGGCUUCGCUCGCGCCACCAUUAGCACUUCCGCGCUCGUGCUCGCCACCGAGAUCGUUGGCAAACGGCGGCGCGGCCAGAUCAGUGCCAUCGGCUUCUUUUGCUUCACUAUAGGGUUCUUGUCCCUACCAGCCAUGGCUUACCUAAACAGGAGUUCGUCGUGGAGGAACCUUUAUCUGUGGACAUCUAUUACAACAAUUAUCUACUGCAUAUUGGUGAAGGUGUUCGUUAUGGAGUCCCCCCGGUGGCUUCUAGUGCGAGGAAGGAAAGAAGAAGCCGUGGCCACGUUGAAAUGCAUCACAUCAGUCACUCAAAGCAACCUCGACUUGGCCAUUAAUAACAUGUCCCUCAAGGAAGAAACUUGGAACGUGGAUUUGUUCUCUGCCCUCAAAAUUCUGCUACAAAACAAAUGGUCUUUGAGAAGGCUUGUGUCAAUUAUGGCUAUCGGAAUAGGGAUUGGAUUGGUGUAUUAUGGCCUCCCACUAGGCCUUCAAAACUUGUCCUUCAACCUAUACUUGAGUGUCACUUUCAAUGCCUUGUCCGAGUUACCCUCUGCAUUGAUUGUGUUCUUCUUCAUAGACAUGUUCAAUAGGAGAACUGCAAUCCUUCUCUUCACUAUCCUCAGUGGUGUUUUCAGUCUGAUGUCAAUCAUUGAAGUGAAGCCAUGGAACAAUCUGCAAAUAGGGUUCGAGUUGAUAUCAUUCUUCAGUGCUUGUUCUGCGUUUAACGUGUACCUCAUUUACACCACCGAAUUGUUCCCAACUUGUGUGCGGAAUUCAGCACUGUCUAUGGCAAGGUUAGCAGUGGUGUUUGGUGGCGCUGUCAGUCCAAUGCUGGUGAGUGCUGGAAGAGAGAACAAGUUUCUGUGUUAUGGGGUUUUUGGGUUGGUGAUAGGUUUUAGUGGGGGUUUUGGAAUAUUCUUGCCAGAGACAAAGGGGAGAGCGCUGUGUGAUACAAUCGAUGAAGAAGAAAACAAAGAGAAAAUGGCUGGUAACAUGUUGGCUUAA